This is a messenger RNA of Hippoglossus stenolepis (Pacific halibut), 1004 nucleotides long. RefSeq lists its product as uncharacterized. The record is from RefSeq and is a predicted model, not a curated record. NCBI's taxonomy places the organism in Eukaryota, Metazoa, Chordata, Actinopteri, Pleuronectiformes, Pleuronectidae. Bases 218 to 571 code for a protein of 117 amino acids. Gene Ontology annotation, cellular component: cytosol; autophagosome membrane; autophagosome. The transcript has 5 exons. Gene Ontology annotation, biological process: autophagy of mitochondrion; autophagosome assembly; macroautophagy. Gene Ontology annotation, molecular function: ubiquitin protein ligase binding; GABA receptor binding.
UUCGCUGUGUUUGUUGUUGUUGUUGUCGUUGAGCAGAAAAAGUGGAGCAGUCCGACAUCUUUGAAACAAGCAGAGAAUCUCGUCGUUAUGUGUGAACUCUGAGUUUGCUCGUCCAGGAUUUGUUUUUUUGAGACAGUCAACAACUCGAGGGAUCAGUGGUCUACAUCUGCGUUUGUCCUGUUUUAGGCGGAAUCCAUUUCUUAGCUUUUGUUUAAAGAUGGGUAGUCAGUACCAGCGCACAGUACCACUAGAGGUGAGGAGAGCAGAGGGAGAGAGAGUUCGGGCCAAACACCCUGACAAGAUCCCAAUCAUUGUGGAGCGGGCCUCGAGGUCACGAGCCCCUGAACUGGACAAGAAGAAAUACCUAGUGCCCUCAGAUCUAACAGUGGGCCAGUUGUGCUUCCUCAUCCGCCAGCGCGUGUCUUUGAGACCGGAGGAAGCGCUCUUCUUCUUCGUCAACAACUCCCUUCCCCCAUCCAGUUCCCCUCUCUCUGCCGUAUAUGAGGAGCACCAUGAAGAGGACCUGUUUCUCUACAUGACCUACAGUAAUGAGAGCGUGUAUGGUGCCUGAGAGAGGACAAAAGACUGGAGAAAGAGACAGAGAGCCAAUGAGAAGAUGUGACCGUCUGAGGAAUAAACUUAAGGCCAUUUGUAUUGUUUCCCUCUCACUAUUACUCUAUGAUAUUUAGUUCUGAUAAGUAACGACAGUACAUGGUGGAAGAAAGACAUUUUCCUGGGGGACAUUAGCCUUUAUCAGUAUUUUGGGGUUGAGCAUCAUGUGUUUUAUUAAACUUCAUGUUAUGUUGAUAGCUGACGUGGUGAAAGAAGAAGAAAGGAAGUUUGAAAAAGAAAGACAAAAACAUAUAAAAGGAAGUUUAUUAAAAUUAUGUUGAGAGCUCUCGUUAUCUUUCUCAGUCACCUGUAUUUAAUGCAAAUAGUAUUUUUUGUUUCUUUUGUAAAUUAAUGUUGAACUUUUGUGAAAAAUAAAGAGGAAAAUACAAAAA